Annulohypoxylon maeteangense is the source of this 1798-nucleotide messenger RNA. RefSeq lists its product as uncharacterized. Gene Ontology annotation, cellular component: COP9 signalosome. Lineage: Eukaryota; Fungi; Ascomycota; Sordariomycetes; Xylariales; Hypoxylaceae. Bases 134 to 1606 code for a protein of 490 amino acids. The transcript has 2 exons. Gene Ontology annotation, biological process: ubiquitin-dependent protein catabolic process. The record is from RefSeq and is a predicted model, not a curated record.
UCCAUGUCCACCCCAAGACCAUUACUACAAACCACCUAACGCUACCUAAUAACUUACCAAGUGCAAACGCGAAACCGGACAUCGUUACGAUAUCAUUUCCUCGACGCCCUUCCCAUCCUGAGCGGUUGCCGCCAUGGAUAUGAUAGCAUCGACACUCCUGGCAUUUCCGCCAGGAGCCAAUCUCGACUGCUUCGGCGAUAAUGCGAGCUACAAUACGAGUGUUAAGGCCCACGUUUCCAAGCUCUCUAAGCUACUUCAAGAUCAGAAUGCCGAGUUGAUAGAUCAUGGCCCUGACCUUCUUGACAUUCUCGAUCCUGCAAUCAAUUCACUUUCUUACCUAGCCGUCCUUCAUACCCUGGUCUUCCCUGGCCUAGUCGCUUCUGUACCCCGCGAUCUCAUCCUGGAGAAGUUGGUUUUGUUUCUUGUCACAUUCGAUGCACGACAAUGCCGAUAUGCUAGAAGCCAUUUGCAUGAUGUCUUUCUUGCGGCUGGGAAUGGCCAAUACUUACCUCCUUCAGCUGCUGUCGAAGCGCUCGCGACAGCCAUCUUGAGACUCGAUCCUACCGGCAGCCUACUCACCACCUCUCAUAUCAUCCUCACGAAACUCGCCUACAGCACCAACAUCAUCGAGCCCUCCCUACCGGUAAUCGAUAAGGACAUUGUCUUCUUUCCUGGCAUGGCUAAUUAUGGAGAGCCUAAAUACCUUUGUGACCUCACCCUCCCGCCACCGGCCUAUCUCUCACGAGAGACUGGACUUACCGGUACCUUGAAGCCAUCUCUAGUGCUAGAGUAUGACCUACUCCGUGGAAUGAUGUACUGCUCUGAAAGAAAUUGGACAAAAGCAUUCGAUGCGUUUGAACAAGUCGUAUCGUUCCCUACUCGCGAGGGAGGCACGAGCAAGAUCAUGAUCGAUGCAUACAAGAAGUGGGUGCUAGUCAGCUUACUCUCGAAAGGGAAGCUUGACGAACCCCAAUCAUAUACAGGAGUCGCUGCAAGCAAGCUUUAUGGAAACUUGGGCAAACCCUAUCAAGCGGUCGCGAUAUUGUUUGUGACAGACAACGUUCAGGCAUUGAAGACAGAAGUGGAGAAAAAUAAUCAGCUUUGGGCAGAAGAUGGAAAUACAGGACUGAUUCAAGAGGUUCUGGCAGCUUAUCAGAAGUGGCGAGUUCUGGGACUAGAACAGAUCUAUUCCAAAGUCUCCCUCCCCGAGAUUCGACAGCAGACAACCAGUGCCGAGACGGGCAAGGUACUUGAGAAAGACGAGGAUAUAGAGACGCUCAUCCAGAACAUGAUAAUAUCUGGCAUGCUAAAUGGCGUCAUCGAAAAGAAUGACGACGGCACAAGCUUCCUUACCUUCCUAUCUCCCUCCACGUUACUCUCGGAAGAGGACUUCGCGAGUCAACUUGGCAGUACGGCGCUGCGGCUGAAGCAGCUGCACUCGUUUUUCAAGACAACUAGGGAGCGCCUGGGCACUAGCAAGGAAUACAUUAAAUACAUCAUUAAGGAGGAGAAGCGUAUCGAAAAGAACGAGCCUGAUCCUACCAUUGGCUUUGAUGCCCAAGUUGACGAUGAAGAUUUGAUGGGUGGCGUAGUUGCAACAGGCUAGGAAAGGGGAGUCUAUUUGCCACCCAUUGAAUCGGUUCUGGGGAAUUAGACUUCAUUGUCAUCAGCCGGUCUCAGAUGGUGUUCAGUUUCCGUUGAAACUUCCCUGUUUAGGGAAGGGAUACUAAUCUGAUUAGAAGCAACCGAAACUCACGUUAUCACGACUACUUGCACAUCCCUAGGCGAAGGCGUUCAG